This is a messenger RNA of Amoebophrya sp. A120, 1464 nucleotides long. The record is from the annotation of a GenBank genome assembly. Lineage: Eukaryota; Dinophyceae; Syndiniales; Amoebophryaceae.
GUCAUGGAAAAGGGUAACGGGUGGUCAUGAUAAGGAUAACCAACAAGCAUAUUCAGUGAUACCAUUCUUCUUCGAGCAAGUGUCCCGGUUUUUGGUCCGCCUAAAAGUAAAAAGCGUAGUGCCGUUCUUUUUAUUCCGCACAGAAAAAAGCGAUAGCCUUUACAACCCGAAUUACGGGUGCAAAAACAUAAAGUUUGUAAACGAUCAUCCAUAAUAUUGCCAUGAUGGCGAAGUCUCCUUCUCCAACUCAGACCGUGUCCGCAGUUGAUCAACAACUCUGUGUGACCUCCGGAGCAGGACGUCUGCCGACGCCGAAAAUUUGGAGUCGUUGGACGGUCGAAAAUGACGAUCCAAGCAGUGGCCCGUCGGCGGCGACUACUUUCACGCUGCGCAACGCUGUGGUGCCCGAUCUCGAGGAGGUUCAUAAGAUGAUUUAUGAACUAGCUGUCUACGAAAAAGAGGAGGACCAGAUGAAGCUCCCGCUGGAGCAAUUCAUCCGAGACUCGGGGCUGCCCGGAAGCGGAAACGUAGAUCGCGAAGACGGCAGCGGGCCGCAGCGGUACCAAUGUCUGGUGCUGUCUGCGCAGCAAGCGGACGUUGAACCAUCAUCACGCGCAAUAAAUACCGAGCAGCAGAGCGAAGCAGUAACAAAGGAGAAAAUUGUGGGCUACGCGCUCUACUUUUUCACCUAUUCCACCUGGGAGGGGCGAGCUUUCUACCUGGAGGAUUUGUACGUGCGCCCCGAGGUGCGGAAGGGGGGCCUGGGGACGAAGAUGGUUUACUGUCUCGCGAAGAUUGCCGCGGUGGAAAAUUGCUGCCGCCUGCAGUGGCAGUGUAUCGAUUGGAACACAAGCAGUUUGGAGUUUUACUACAAGAAGCUCAAGGCCGAAGAGCGCACGGAAACCAACGACGCCAAGUGGGUCAACAUCUGGCUCAAGCGGGCGCGGAUUCUCGAAAUGGCAGCGGAAUUUGACGGGGAGUGAUGUUGAAGGCCCAGCGCUGAAGCUGCUGUCAAAAACUGGCUUUACUUUGCUCGUCCGGUCGUUGCCGUAGGCGUACGAGAAGAAGAUGCCUAUGCAGCCAAGACGCGCGCACCAUUCUGAAGUUUUGCAGCACCGAGAUUGUAAUCGUGAAGAAUUUGAAGAACAACAUGAACAACAACAAACGUCGCAGACCUCAAUGACAGAUCGAGGGGUAGAGAAGUCCCUGCGCUAGUCUAAUACUGCACAUCAUUUUGACUCCGCGCUCAUACCUCAAUAAACGCAAACACCCAAAGGCAGCUAAGUACCCCUGCCGUCAUCGGAAGCAAAGAUCGCACGGAAAUAUCAUACAGACAUAACCCGCAACCGGCAUCUAGCUCUGCCCUUAUUGAAUGGAAACACAUCAGAAGAAUACGCGUGAACGGCUCAAACUACAACAGGAAAGAGAUUUUUUCACAGAAUGGCGAUCGACAUUCAUGCUUGC